GAAAGGUUUUGUACUAGGAUAUUUUAUCGUUCUGUUUGAAUGUGUGUGAGGUUUGUGCAUCAAGAACUCCUUAUGACCACGGUAUCAUAAUCUUAUCCUCAUAUUAGUUCCUUGACACAAGGCAGAUACAUUUUGGUGAAAUGUGAAAAAUGGCCAGAUGUCUGGAUUUACUGAUUGCCUAGUGUGGAAAGUAACAUUAAGAGUGAAUCAAGGAAAUUGGGAAAGCCCAUCUUAUUUAUGGCCUUUGUCUUCCCUCAAGAUCAAGUAAAGCCACGCGUUAUACAUUUUGCCCAAUACACUUUCUUCUGAUUUGGGUGAGAUUGACCAGACGAUCGUAUCGUCCUUCUCUCUUAUACCAAUACGUAAAUACAUACACACACACAUCAAGAUCUCUCCGGUUGGUCAAGUCAUAAAACAUCCAUUGCGGGCACUCUGCCCGAGACGCCACAGGGGAUCAACGGCUCCAGAUUCUGGGAUAAACAUCUGCAGGAUCGAAAAUCGAAAUUGAAGACGAGCAAGGACAACCAACAACCAAGAAGAAUUCCGCAAAAUUUUAUCCACAAGACUCAUUCCGCUCGAUGUGCUACUAAUCAUUGGGGAUUGGUUAUUAAGUAACUAGUUGUUGGUGCACUACAUAAUUUCAUUAAAAAAUCAACGGUUAAUAAUUUCUUUAAAAAGUCGAAGAAAGUGAAAACUUCAAAUGAGGAAGACUCAGGGAAGGGUAUGAUGGGAGCAGAGCCCCUUGAAGUCACCAACCCUCAUCAAUCCAGCACUACGGAACAUCAACAUCAACAAACUUCACUUAUUGCUCCGUCGACGCUCGAAGACGGUUGUUGGGACUCAGGUAGCUCCAACUCGAAGCACAGUCUAAGUCAACAGCACCACUUUCAACUGAACGGAGGUGGUCAAGGUGGGAGUCAGAGUCAAGGAUCUUCUACAUCUUCCUCGUCAGGAGUAGGCGCUAACAAAGGUGCUCGAAGAACACGACAUCGUGUCGACGCUGGAGAACCACGAGGCUGCUUCAAUUCUAACAAUUCCGGUUUUGGGUUCCAACCUAGAAAUAUUUUUACGUCGCCGCUAAGUCAGCACAAAUCUGUCGGAGGUGCAAGUCCACUUGUUGCUACGUCUCACAACAACAGCAACACGAAUAAUACCAAUAGUUUGAGCCCGUUCCACAUUCCCCAUCAUCAUCACCAUCAUCAUCCCAGCCCUCACUUUCUCCAUCAUCCAAAUUCCCCAUACUUUCCCCCCGGAUUUAACAAGGGUCUGAGCCAGGAGGGUCAAGACGCCUACUAUUUCCAACCCAUGAAGAUGCUCAGCGAAUAUAUCACUUCACAACAAGCAGCAGCCGCCGCAGCAGCCGCAGCCAUGGCCAGCAACGCCUCACAAAAUAGGGGUCAAAACGGUUCAGUCCCCGAUCAGCAACUCCUCUUGAGAGAAAUGUUGAGCAAAUCCUCCAGAAAUAAUAACAACAAUAAUAACAAUAAUGUGACCAAGUGUGGGUAUGAAGAGGAUGUCGUGAGCGUGGUGGAGCAGCAGAGCAGUGGUGGGAGUGAGAAUAAUAGACCGGAAGUUGAUCAAAAAGAAGAUUCAGAUUUGCGAGAUGAUGGAAAUAUUAGGAGCAGACCAGGUAGCAGUGGUGCUGCUGGAGAACCAGAUACAAAUGAACUUGCAGACAGUGAGGAUGACGAAGGUGCACUCCUCAACUCUGGAGCUAGGAAAUUAAAACCUGUGAAAUUGGAGACGUUGAUGGAGAACGGAGGCAGCAUUACGAAAGGCCACCCCAUUGUGAAUGGACAUCGUGGCGUGGAAGUUGGGAGUGGAAGUGCCAGCUCCUCGGUGACUAGUGGAAAUUCAGGGGUUGCCAGUGGUAUGAGAAUCAACGGGUGCAAUAAGAGAAAGCUGUUUUUUCCAAUGAAAGCAUCCCAGAAUGAGGACAGUGUCCCCCAGUUUCAACCUCAGCAGAGGAACUUUGACGAGGUGGAUGAAGAAGACGAAUUGGAGGACGAAGAAUACGACGCAAAUGUGCUGGCCGGAGCUGCCACAGCGCUCGGGCGAUCAAAGAGAUUGAAGGAAUCUGGAUCACGGUCAUCGCCAACUUUGGGGCGAGAGUCCGAUCCACUUCCCCCAACUGCUCGGAGUGACCUUCUCCUAGCCCAAGAAGAGGAGGAAGAGGAGGAGAUGCGCAUGAUGAUGAAAAGUGAUCAGCACGAGUAUGACGACAUUCCUGAGGAUGACCAAUUUGAUGAUGACGAGGAUUUGGUCACAUCCAACAGAACUACGCCAAACAUCCCUGCAGGGAAAGAUACGGGGAUGAACUUGUCAAAUGCUGCCCCAUUAACCAGGCAACUGCUAACAGAAAGGAGCGGAAACAAAGAACAUGGAAAGUCGUCUUCCCCUAAUUCAAUGUCAAUCUUGAGGACAACCUCAUCCCCAAAGAUAAUGAUGAACAAUGGGAUGAAUUUGGCCAACAACAUGAGGCGUCGUGAACCCAAUAGCGCAGAAAUGUUUGUAGAUCUCCCGUUCGGUGCUGGCGUUGGGCCGAACCCGGCAGCUUACUUUUAUCAGUGGAAGGAAAAUUUCAAGUCUACUCUUAUCACACACAUUAAUGAAUUGGUGGACACUCAGUUCUCGCUCCUCUUUCCUGCUGGACAACAAGGGCAUCAGUCAUCUGGGGCUAGCAAUAAUAUCCAGGGUGGUAGAAACACAAUGCCCAACAUGCCCAAUAAUAUCCCUCCCCCUCAAAAUCAUCACCAACAUCCAAGAGAGUCGCCAAGGCUUGAAAAAUUGGAGAAAAUUCCUCUUCAGCAGAAGAACCCCGUAAGUCUCCUGCUUAAUGGGGGCACCGUUUGCAAUAACAGAGAGCGAGAACGCGAAAUGCUGAGCCCACCUCCAGAAAAAAUGACGAGACUUGAUCGGAACUCCAACUUUCCUUCCCGAUUUCCUUUCCAAGUUGCAGGAAAUAUACCUCGAGAACGAGACUCCCACAUGAAUAAUAAUAAUAACAACAACAACAAUAAUAAUAAUAAUGGAAAUAAUAACAACAACAAGCUCACUCUUGGACAAUUGCAGCAACAGCAUCAACACCAGCAGAAUUUCUCUACUGCCCUUAUGGGACUUAAUGCUCAAAUGCAGCAACAUCAAGCCAUUGCAGCCGCUGCAGCGGCUGCAGCAGGUCUAAAUUCAGAUAUGUUUGAAAAUGAUGCUCCGAUUAGUCUUGUUGUAAACCGAGAUCAGCUAACUCCAAGAAAAAGGCGUCAUAAGGUGACAGAUACCCGCCUCACACCUCGAGCGGUGUCUCGACUUCUCGGACAAGUUGACAGCUAUGGAGGAGAUCUUUCUCCACAACGUGGGGAAGGAAGAACACCACCUCCUUCAAUGUCAAACCCUUCGAGAGAUGGAGGUCAACCCAGUCUCCCAACUUCCGUGGCUAUUGCCAAUCCCAGUUUGUCUGAAUCUGCGAGAUUAUUCACUCCUUACGCACAUCCGCUUUUUGGGCAUCAUCCACCCCCUGGAAAUCACCACCGGUUAGGAUCAUCACCCCCAAUUGGGAUUCACCCAGCACUACUUGCAAACCCGGCCGACUAUGUGCAGCAAUUAAGGGCAGAGAUGCAAGAACAAAGAAAUGGGGAACUGAGCCUCCUUCGUGAGCGAGAAUCCGGUCGAAGUGAACAUGUCAGAGCGGUGCGGGACAAUGGCAGUUUGAUGACCGUUGGAGGAAAUGAACGCGGAGGCAACGGAGUCAGACCCAGUUCUGUUGGUUCGGAUUCCGGGGAAACAAAUUCCUUUGGUGGGGAUUUACCAGGAAGUAUUUACUCUGUUGGAACCAGCCACGGAUCCUCUUCCACAUUGACACCGAUGCAUUUGCGAAAGGCAAAAUUAAUGUUCUUUUGGGUGCGCUAUCCGUCAUCCUCCGUGAUCAAGAUGUACUUUCCUGAUAUCAAGUUCAACAAAAAUAAUACUGCCCAACUUGUCAAAUGGUUCUCUAAUUUUAGGGAGUUUUACUACAUCCAAAUGGAAAAAUACGCCCGUCAAGCACUAAGCGAAGGCAUAAAGAACGCUGAGGAACUCCAUGUCACGGUUGACAACGAGCUGUACCGCGUCCUCAACCUUCACUACAAUCGCAAUAACCAUAUCGAGGUCCCAAGCAACUUUCGAUACGUCGUUGAGCAAACCCUUCGCGAAUUCUUCAAAGCCAUCCAGCAAGGCAAGGACCAAGAGCAAUCCUGGAAAAAGGCCAUUUACAAACAGAUUAUUGCUCGAAUGGACGACCCCGUGCCGGAAUACUUCAAGUCUCCGAAUUUCCUUGAACAGCUUGAAUGAUUGACAAAGACCUUGACCCCACCACAACAUCAGUCAGGGGUCAACAUCUCCAGCGAUCAGACUCCAAGCCCUCCGCCUUCAGGGACACCUUUAUCGUCAUUCCCUUAUCCCCUCUUGCUGCAUCAUCCGCAUCCUCGCCUGGGAAGUCCACUAGGCUUCCCUCCGCCCUCACUCCCCCCUUCGUUUUUAACCCCCACAGGAUGUCACAGUCAUCCAGGGGGUGGUUCUAUCCACUUUGGUCCACGUAUCAGACCCUUAUUCCCGUUCAUGAAAUUUGACCUUUGUCCUCCUAUUCAUCCACCUCCUCCGCUUGGUGGUAGUAGGAUGGUUGGUAUUGGAUCUCCAAGUAUCAUGAGCAUCAAUAGUCAGCCAAUAAUUAGGACGAGCAAUGAUAGAAAGAGUAGCACUGGUAAUUCAAGCAGUAAUUUUAAUAAUACGGCCGGUGGUCAAUGUUACAUGUCUCCACCUUGGCGCUAACUAACUAUACAUAUUACGUACGUAUCUUAAAAUGGAUCAUUAAAUAGUUGCUUAACUGCCAGGGUCAUAAGAAUUUAGAGAUUUUAUUUAAUAGUCCUUUGGGUAAUGCAGUGCAAUGCAAUUUUAAUUUAUCCAAGACAUGUGUUAGACAUUUGUUUGUUUGUAAAUACAUGCAUACAAUAUUGUAGGAGACCAAGUUCAAAUGAGAAUUUCGAAAAGUUUUUUAAUGAAACGACAAAUUAACUUAUUCGUAUUCUGUUAAUGUCUUAAUAGAUUUUAGUGCCUUUAACACCCACUCCUCCGCUGAUUGAUUGUUACCAACAAAAUACAAAUAAAUAACUAGGUUCUUUCCGUUUAAAUGUAGAAAUGUGCAUUUUUAGUAUAAGCGUUAACAUUAAAAGAGGACAAAUGUACAUACAUAAUAAGUAUACAAAAGGAGAUAGAGUAACCUACAAAACAUACGCAAUGCAACCAAAAUGCAAAUAAUGCUAAAAGUUUGUUUUAUCUAAGUUUUCUUGUAUUUAUUUUUGCUUCAUGUAAAUUGAAAAGCUCACCGAUUUUUCAUCACCAUUUCAAAAAUUGUUAUCAACUAGUCUGCACCUUACACGAACUAGUCAAUAAGUCAAAAUAAUAUGCUAGCAAAUUUAUUGUAAAUUGAGUGAUUCGGUAUUUUUAACAAGCAAACUUGAUAUCGUACCAUAUUCAUAAUUUGCAAUUAUUUUAUCUGUAUAUACAUGAAGCAAUACUGUAUUUAUGCCGCAGGUAUUAUUACAUAUGUAUUAGUCUUAACUUAAUCACUCAAAAGUGAUUUAACGGUGACGGUGAUUUCGUUUUAUCCGGCUUGACAUGAGGAGAAGCUAUUUACAUAUUUAUUUUAUUCUACUGGUGAUUGAUUGCAUUUAUAAGUUUUGCACCAGUCACAACACAAAUUGUACAUUGCUAAAGUCUGUUAAAAAAGUUACCAAUUCACAGGUUUAGUUUAAACUAUUUAACCCUUAUUUAUUUAUCUGUUAGUAUUUAUUUCUGAAAGAAUAACCACAAAUUUUAAGUAUUGCACUGGUAUUAGCGGUAUAAAAAUAUGUAAUAUUAGUAAAGCAUUUCAUAUGGUUUUAAGUCAUUUUUAGCCUGUUCAAGUUUUACCAAUAAUAAUAUUUCGAAUGAAAUUUUUCAUACAAACAAUAAAGUAUUGAGGAGUAUGCAGAAGUGUAGAGAGACAGAUGACGAUGGUUCUCAAUGCAAUAUAGCAUUACCAAUUUUAGAAACCAAAUAGACGGCAGUAUUUGUUAAAUCUAGUGAAAUUGAUAUUAAGCUAAUUAUCAUUAUUAUUGUUGACUCAACACAUCUCUUAUCGAGUUCAAUUUGAUACAUAAAUAAAUAUAAAUAUGCAAAUA
Folsomia candida is the source of this 6191-nucleotide messenger RNA. RefSeq lists its product as uncharacterized. Gene Ontology annotation, cellular component: nucleus. The record is from RefSeq and is a predicted model, not a curated record. The coding region runs from base 724 to 4323 and encodes 1199 amino acids. Gene Ontology annotation, biological process: regulation of transcription by RNA polymerase II. Lineage: Eukaryota; Metazoa; Arthropoda; Collembola; Entomobryomorpha; Isotomidae. Gene Ontology annotation, molecular function: RNA polymerase II cis-regulatory region sequence-specific DNA binding; DNA-binding transcription factor activity, RNA polymerase II-specific. The transcript is spliced from 16 exons.